AUGGACGAAGUAAAAUCCGCUCAAGAUUCUGUUAAUUUCUCCUGGCUCAUUGGAGAAGUAAACCUGACACAAAAUACAGAUCAACCUGUUUUUGGACCUCAAGGAGAAAUGCACUGCAAGUCAGGAUGCCGCCUUUGCACGAUAACAGACCUAUACCACUAUGGUCUUCGCCACUGUGACUAUUGUAUUCCAAAGUCUGAUAAUGAUUGUCAGAUUCCACUUACCUUUCUAUCUUUCAUUUCUGCGCUCGAUAUCGCCCAGUUUCCUCACGGGCCUUCUGGCCGUCCGCAGUUUCAAAGCUGGUGGAUAUUUCCCGAUCUUUUGGAUUUGUUCUCAGUGGAUGCAGUUGGACAAUCCCCAGCCGUUGUCAUCCCAUUGAUCAUUGUCGCUUUCAAUGUGAAUGACCUCAUUGUUACACCCUACUACAAAUGGAAAGUUGGGAUGACCUCUUCCCACGCCGCUUCUGAUCCCGGACGCCAACUAUCCAGAGGGUCAGAUGAUGCUAGUAAAGACGCGCAUGGACGGUCCCGCUCUAUGUUUCCUAUGAGAAGACCGAACAAGCCUGAAGAUGAUAAAGUUUCACUGGCACUGUACAAGCGACUAGAGCUGCUGGCCAGAGUCAAUUUAUCGUUCAUCCUCAAUGGAUGUAAUGCAUCAUGUGAUAGCGUGAGAGAAGUAUGGUGCACACCACGGAACCCUAUCUGCCAUACAUAG
Molecule: messenger RNA, 714 nt
Organism: Aspergillus vadensis CBS 113365
Lineage: Eukaryota; Fungi; Ascomycota; Eurotiomycetes; Eurotiales; Aspergillaceae
Exons: 4
Coding region: 1-714 (237 amino acids)
Source: RefSeq, a predicted model, not a curated record